Molecule: messenger RNA, 795 nt
Organism: Paramecium sonneborni
Lineage: Eukaryota; Ciliophora; Oligohymenophorea; Peniculida; Parameciidae
Source: the annotation of a GenBank genome assembly
CUAAAUAUUAACUAAGUUGAAUGAAAUAACUAUGCGAAAAGGAUGAAUAGUUUGAUCUCAUUAUUGAUGAUAAACUAUCUAGUAUAGAAUAAUCAACAUCUACAUAAUCCAAAUAAAGUAACGCAAACAUAGCUAUGUUAUAAGAUAAUUCUAAAAAUUUUAAAUUAAAAAGAACUCAAAGUAAUUCUAAUAACUAUAAUUUAUAGAAAGCUUAUUAUAACUAAAUCAUAUUCCUUUUUAAAGAAGAGGGUCUCAAUCCUGUGUAGAACCUAUUUAAAUCAUUUAUGAAGAAGUAAUCAUUCUAUUCAUAUGUCUAUUAUUAGAGUCAUUAAUUUGGAAAACCAAAUCUAUACAAUGUAUUUUGGUAUGAUGAAAAUAUUGAUAACAAGUAUGAAAUUGUUGUAUCAGCAACACAAGAAACUUUAAUCUCUGAUUUUAUUGUGUUAGUUAUAAAAGAAUUCAAUUUCUAACAUGAUUAUAUUCAUUCCCCCUUCACUGAAGAUGGAUCACUCCAUUAUGAAUUGUACAUUCCAAAAAAAAAAAGUGGAAAACCAAAUGAAGAUUUUCCAGGUAUUUUAUUAUUUAAUAUUCAAUAAAGCUUUUUCUGAUAAAACUUAAUUAGGAUAAACAAAUAUUACAUAAUUUGCUCUCAAAGUGACAAAAUUAGACUUUCAUUAUAUUACUCAAUAAAAUUAAAAUGUUUAGUUACCAAUUACAAAGUUUAAAGAUGAAAAUCCAAAGGAUUAAAAAUCUUUCUGGUAGAAAUUUUUUUUUUGUUGUAAUUUCGAAAUCUGA